This is a messenger RNA of Prorocentrum cordatum, 4188 nucleotides long. Lineage: Eukaryota; Dinophyceae; Prorocentrales; Prorocentraceae. The record is from the annotation of a GenBank genome assembly.
AUGGACGGGGUCGCCAUCCCUGGCGGGGCGGCCGCGUUGCCGGCCUGGGUGGUGCUGGCGCUGGAGGCCCCGCCUCCGUGUGCGGCUUGCCCGGCCUGUGAGGCGAGGGCGUGCCCGACGGUGACGGCGGGCGAGAAGGCGGUCGAGAAGCUGGCUGGAGCGCUGCUCGGAGGGGUGGUGCACUGGCUAGUGGGGAAGGUGAUAGCCCGCAGGCAUGUCGACGCUCGCGGGUGGUGGACUAGAGCGCUCCCAGGGGAGCGCGUGGUCUGCCGGUCCGCUGACGACGAGGUCGACCACGAGCGAGUGCUGCUACACUACGUGGCAGAGGGUGAGUGGGUCAUCCUGACCCCUGACGGUGACAUCUACGCGGAGGACAUGAGCUGUGAGAACCCCGAGACGGGGCCUUCUCGGGCCUUCCCGCUGGCGCUGCGGACGCGGAAGAUGCGGAGGCUGUAUCGCUUCCGAGAGGCCCUGGGGCCCGACGAGCUGGCCGACGCGCUGACACGGGGCCGGCAGGCGGCGCUGGAGAUAGACGCCGCCCUGCCCGAGCCGAGGGAGGCUGUGGCCGUGAGCGGCCAACGGGUCUCGUGGCAGGAGGCUUCGGGCAGGCUGUCGGCCGCGGAGCGGGCCGGCCUGCUGCGCUUGGGCAUGGCCGUGGCUCGCUUGGGCGGGAAGCUUCUGGAGGUUCCUGUGGCGGGUCAGGCCUGGAUCGCCCUCAGCGGCGGGCCCGGCAUCGCGGUCGGGGCAGAGGUCGACGUGGCGGACGGCGAGGGCCUGAGCUUCGAGGGCGGGCCUGAGCCUUUCGGCGUGCUGAGGGCCUCCGACGGCAGCAUGGUGCGACUCGCUCGGCUGGACGCUGUGGCGGCCCCUGGGCGCGUGACCGAGGAGGCCGCGGGCGGGGUAUACGAUCAGCUGAACAUGGGCGGCCUCAUGAUGGUGGAGGUGUUGACUCGCCGUGUCGCCGCUGUGGUGGAUGCCUACUCGGACCCGACCAAGCCGAGCUGGACGAACGCACGCUUCUUCGAGGGCGUGAGCUCGGUGGAGGACGUCUCGGGGCCAGAGCUCAGGGGCUACAGACAGUCGACGGAGCAGAAGGAGCUGGAGGUGACGCAGCAGGCGCGGGGCGCGGUGGCGGCCGAGGCGGCCGCGGGCGCGGCCGGGCCAGGGGCUUUCUUGCCGCUCCCGCUGUUGGGCGACGCAGGCCGCCGAAUUCGCGGCAGGUCUUGCAGGGCGAGGCAGUUCGGUCGUGAGGGUCGGAUUGCGUCGGAGGUCAACGGUAUCGUCGAUGCCAUCAACUGGAUGUCGGGCUACGACUCACAUCCUGGCCCAGCUAAUGACAUGCAGCGGGAUGUGCUUGAGCGCUUCGAGGGCCUCGUGCGGGGCCGGCAGCCGGACGCCAAGUUGCAGGAGCCGCAGGCGGCCCUCCGGGAGCUGCUGCGGGGUCGCUCGCCAUAUGAUGGGCGCGGCGGCCCGACGACGGUCGCCUCCUACAGUGCAGGGCUCGUCAGCAUGCCGACGGACGUGAGCGACUGCCCGCGUCUGGAGGACCUCUUGCCUGGCGAGGCCCUUACCUUCCUGCAGGAGCGCCAGGAGCGCAUGUUACGAGAGACACCUUUGUCGACCGACGUCGAGCCGUACUUCGACUCGGUCCUCAAGUUCUACAACAAGGAGUACCGCGGCCUGGUACGUCGGCUGCUGUCAGCUGGCAUCCUGGGGUGGACUCUGACACCGAAAGAGAGGAUUGGGAUGUUUUUUGUGUGGAAGGAUGGGCGGCGCCGACUUCGUCUCAUAGUCGACGCCCGCCGUGCGAACGCCCACUUCAGAGAUCCGCCUGGGGUGGAGCUACUUAGCAGCGAGGGCCUCGCCAGGAUCGAGGUGCAGAUGCCAGACGCCGGCCUCUCGAGCUACGAGGACCUCCGCGCCGCGUUGCAGGCGCAGCAGGUGUACAUCGGCAUGGCGGACGUGAAGGACUGCUUUCAUCGAAUGCGUAUCGAUUCAGCCCUUUCGCAGUACUUUUGCCUGCCGCCGGUCAAGGCUGGGGCUUUCGGCGUGACCGAGGUCGAGGGGGCCAAGCUCGUGAGCGGCGUGAUGAACCAGCUGACGGGCGAGUUCACCGAGCUGAACCUACUGUUGCACAAGGACGAGCUGGUGCCGGGCAUGGCAGUGGCGCUUGGCACGGAGAUCGACGGCAGCCAGUUGCGCACUCGUGUGACCAGUGAUCGCUUCUGGCGUUGCCGCCAGGCCGUGCGAGGCCUCCUAGCCCGCCGCCGUGUCAAGGGGUGGGCCGUGGAGGCGGUGCUGGGCCAUCUAACCUUUUGUGGCCUCUGCUCGCGCGGCACCUUGUCAGCUUUCAAUUCAGUGCACGGCUUUGUGCGAGCCCACUACGACGAGGCGGCCGUGCUAUGGGCCGAGGCUCGGCGAGAGCUGGCCGCCUUCAGCUCCCUGAUGUACUUUUUGGAGUCAGAUUGGUGGCUGCCUUGGAAUCCGAUGGUGCAGCAGUCUGACGCCAGUCUUCACGGCUACGGGCUGGCAAGAGCUUUUUGGCCGCAGAAGCUGGUGGAGUCAGUCGGGCGCGUGCCUGAGCGAGCCCGCUUCCGCCGGCGCUGCGCCCACAGUGCUCGAGAGGCGGCGCUCUGUGCAGCUGGCUUCAGCAUGAGUGAGAGUGGAAAAUGGGAACUCAAGGGCCUUCCCGAGGACGAGGAGGAGCUGGGCCAGUGGGACGUCGCGAGGGACUUCCCGGAGGUGCCCGCCCAGGGGCUCCGCGCAGGCCUUUGGGAGCCCUGUUUCGCGAGAGCCUGGCAGCACCCUGAGGGCAUCUUGACCUUGGAGGCCCGAGCCCUGUCUACUCUUCUGGCUGAGCUGUUGGAGCUCGAGGGCUCCCAGGCGAGCCCAGGACGGGUCUCCGCCUGGGCCGAGCCCGAGCGGGCGGCCGAUGGCGUCGCGGCCCGCGAUGCUGCCUCGGCGCCCUCGAGCGCCAGACGGGCGGGAGCGCUCUCGGAGCCCCCAGCAGGCCAGGCGAGGCGCGCGGCCUGGGGCGGGCCGCCGGCGGACGAGGCUGCUGGCGCCCCGCCAGCCCGCGGCCGGGGGGUGAGGCGCACGCGGCAGCUGGUCCCUGCGCCGCCGAUAGCGCCGCUGCCGCUGCCGGCAGCUCGGCGGGAGCGUCAGCUGGGCGAGUCGGGGCUCUUGAAGACGGCUGUGCUGAGCCGACCCCUGCCGCGGAGCCUGGGGCAAGUGGUGGAGGACCUGACGAAGGUGCCUGUGCCUGCGGAGCCCGCUCGGGGAGCGCGAGAGAGCGUCGACUCCUCCGACAGCGGGAGCUCCGAGCCCGAGGUCGUGACCGGCGCCGCGCGGCUGCGCAGGCUCGCGCAGUCGCAGAAGCGCCGUGCUCGCCACUACGGGAUGCCUGCCGGCGAGGAGGGUUUCUCUCUCCUGGAGCGGGAGGCCGUGCGGACCCCGACGCAGCGCGAGUACCAGAGGGCCUGGGACGGAUGGCGGGACUUUGCCCGUCGGAGCUGGCCCUCGGUCGACAUCGACGAGGUCAUGAAGAGCAGAGACGAUUCCGUGGUAGACUCGGCGUUGGUGAGCUACCUGAACGGCCUGUACCAGGCUGGGACUCACCUCUCCUGGGCCGAGAAGCUGAUGGCGGGGGUCUUGCACUUCAACCCCGACUUCUCGCGCUACGGUGCUCGGCGCCUCCCCCGGGGCUGGAGAUGCCUCCGGGCCUGGCGGCGCCUGGAGCCGCCGCGGACGAGGAAGCCGUGGGCGCUGGCGUUGUGGUGCGCAAUGGCGUGGCGCAUGAAGGCCCGUGGCAGUCUUCAGAUGGCGGUGUUCACGUUGAUAGCAGUCAGCGUGUAUGCCCGCCCCAGCAGCCUUUUGCUCCUGAAGCCGGCCUGCCUGGUGCCGCCAGCGCCGGGAGUGUGCGAGUUCUGGACCUUGAGGCUCUUUCCAGAGGAGGAGGACCUGAGGGACAAGACGGGCCUGGGGGACGUGUCGCUAGAGUUAGACUCGCCCUGGAUUCGCUUCUUGGACCCUGUGCUGCGUCAGAUGAAGAAAGAGGGCCACCCCGAGUGCCUGUGGAACUUCACCAGCGCGCAGCAAAACGUGUUCCUGGUCUGCGAGGCUCAGCUCGCGGACAUCAUUUUGGGGCGCGCCUCGCCGGUCGACUUGCGGGAGCUCGACCACGCCUGA